This is a messenger RNA of Dictyostelium discoideum AX4, 366 nucleotides long. RefSeq lists its product as hypothetical. The coding region runs from base 1 to 366 and encodes 121 amino acids. The record is from RefSeq and is a predicted model, not a curated record. NCBI's taxonomy places the organism in Eukaryota, Evosea, Eumycetozoa, Dictyosteliales, Dictyosteliaceae. The transcript has a single exon.
AUGAAAACUGAAAAAGGUGCUUACAAAUGUACCCAAAAAUUUUGCAGCAUGUCUUAUGGUUACGCUAGCUCACUCUCAAGACAUAUUACCAAGAAACAUGCAGGUGCUGUAAGAAAUAAAUCUGCUUCAAAUAAACCAAUGGUAAUGUGCCGCCACUCUGAUUGCACUUUCCUCUGCCACACAAAACACCGUCGUAGACAUGAAAAGUGUCACAAAAAUCUUUGCAAAGACCAAGAAUGUCCCGCUUGUACCAAUCCAGAUCAAUUUAAAAGAGGUAGAAAACCUAAACAUUUGGUAGAUCCUAAAAAUUCCAUAAUUUCCUCUAGACAGUCGAACUACUGUUCAAUUCAAAAUUUGUUUAAAUAA